CAACUAUCUCUUCUUGCUUCAUUCGGUCUCUAGGCGGCUAGCCAUUACGACAACACACCCCAGAUAUAGUUAGUAGUACUGGCUAGCAAGCAAGGUAGUAGUAGCCAGGUGUUGUCCAUGGAGGAGAUGGGGGAGGAGAGCAGCAGGUAUCCAUGGCAGGACUACGACCUGGGCUUCGGGGAGGAGCUCAUGAGGGAGCUCCUCGACCAGACGACGACGGCGCCAUCGGCAACACCAACGGCGGCCGGCGCCGCAAGCGCUGAUAAUUCUUCUUCUUCCGACAAGGGGAUUGGUGACGAGGAGGAAGGGGCGGUGGGACGCCGGGAGUCCAUGGUGAACAGGCUCAUGUCGACGGUCUACUCCGGGCCCACCCUCAGCGACAUCGAGAGCGCCCUCUCCUUCACCGGCGCCGGCGCUGGCGACCUGCUGGACGGCCGCAGCAAGUACCACUACAGCCCCUCCAGCCCAGUGGUUUUCUCGCCGGAGAAGGUGCUGGGCAAGAUGGAGAACAAGUACACGAUGAAGAUCAAGAGCUGCGGCAACGGGCUCGCCGACGAUGGGUACAAGUGGAGGAAAUACGGCCAGAAAGCCAUCAAGAACAGCCCCAACCCAAGGAGUUACUACCGGUGCACGAACCCGCGGUGCAACGCGAAGAAGCAGGUGGAGCGCGCCGUCGACGAGCCGGACACGCUCGUCGUCACCUACGAAGGCCUCCACCUCCACUACACCUACUCCCACUUCCUCCAGCAGCAGACCACCCCUCCACCCGCCGCCGCCGCCGCCUCAAGCUCCAAGAAGCCCAAGUUGCACCCCGCCGCCGGCGCCAUUACAGACUCCCACCACGGGAGCACCCCUGUGGCAACAACCUCGCCGCCCUCUGCGGCCGUCGUCCCUGCCGGCGCCGGGGACAGCAGCGGCGACAGCGGCGGUAACGUGAUAGCCGACGCGGGCUUCCUGCUGGAGCACGCGGUGCCCAACUGCUCGCCGUAUGUGUUCGACGGCGGAUUGUUCGGUGAGGCCGGCGAGGAGCGGCGGAUGACGAGCGACGCCGGCGGGCUCCUGGAGGACAUGGUGCCACUGAUGGUCCGGCGGCCGUCGUGCAACUCGGCGGCCACCACCGCCAGCUCGUCCACGACGGUCGGCUCGCCCGCGGCGCCGGUGUCGUCGCCCUCCCCCUCCACGUCGUCCGUGUCCUGGACCCCCGCGUCGCCGUACAUCGACAUGGCCAUCCUCUCCAACAUCUUCUAGCCAGUAGCGUAGUGUCAAUUGGUCCAUCACGAUGAUCGAUCGGGAACAAUUAGGCUCGAGGAAAAUCGAAUUGUUUGUGCUUGCAUCCAAGCGUGCAAGAUGCACGUACGCACGAAGGGUGUGUGAUUAGUAGUACUAUUAUUAUACCAGCUACUACUAGUACUAGCAUCUAGCUAAGAUAGUUGUGGCUUACUCCCAAAAUAAGGAGGAUUUGUAUGUGUUGUGUGAGUAUAGUAUGAUUAGUAUAUUAGUAUAGGUACCGGUGGAUGUUGAAUGAAUAAUUGUGUGCAUGAUGUGAGUAAUACUCAUACUUAUGGUGUGCAUGGAUGGCAGAUGUAUAUGUGCGUAGCAAAUAUAAUUGUCAGUGAAAAUGGUGAGAUAUGUAGUGUGUUAACUUUUCUCUGGACAUGAGU
Molecule: messenger RNA, 1661 nt
Organism: Triticum aestivum (bread wheat)
Lineage: Eukaryota; Viridiplantae; Streptophyta; Magnoliopsida; Poales; Poaceae
Product: probable WRKY transcription factor 48
Exons: 3
Coding region: 118-1248 (376 amino acids)
Biological process (GO): regulation of DNA-templated transcription
Molecular function (GO): sequence-specific DNA binding; DNA-binding transcription factor activity
Source: RefSeq, a predicted model, not a curated record